This is a messenger RNA of Astyanax mexicanus (Mexican tetra), 4153 nucleotides long. RefSeq names its product somatostatin receptor type 5 (gene sstr5). Bases 161 to 1444 code for a protein of 427 amino acids. Gene Ontology annotation, biological process: cellular response to glucocorticoid stimulus; regulation of insulin secretion; neuropeptide signaling pathway. Gene Ontology annotation, cellular component: neuron projection; membrane. The transcript has 3 exons. The record is from RefSeq and is a predicted model, not a curated record. Gene Ontology annotation, molecular function: somatostatin receptor activity; neuropeptide binding. Lineage: Eukaryota; Metazoa; Chordata; Actinopteri; Characiformes; Acestrorhamphidae.
CCCAGCAUCCAAACUCUGACAACAGCCCCGUGGGCGUCCGAGACCCACUGACGUGUCGCUUCUCUGCGCGAUUUCGUCGCUCCCUCGUUCUUUCUUUUUUUUUCUUCUCCUCUCCAUCUGCCUCUUCUGCCUCUCCUUUCUUCCCCUCCCUGGAUCAGGAAUGGAGCCAGGGGCUGUAUCGGAAUGGGAGGGGCCCCUCCUGGGGUCCUUGAACUCGUCAGGGAUUCUGGAGGCGACGGCGUUUUCGAGGGCGCCGGCUCUCCUGGGAAACUCUUCCUAUAACUCUUCGGACUACAGCAUGCCGUUCCAGGGCAGCAGCACCAUGCUGACGGCCAUCAUCUCGCUGACCGUUUUUAUCGUGGGACUCGUCGGAAACACGCUGGCCAUCUACGUGGUCCUGCGCUACGCCAAGAUGAAGACGGUCACCAACAUCUACAUCCUGAACCUGGCCGUGGCCGACGAACUCUACAUCCUGGGCCUUCCGUUCCUCACCACGCAGAACGUGCUCUCCUAUUGGCCGUUCGGCUCCUUCCUGUGCCGCGUCCUCAUGACGGCGGACUCUCUGAACCAGUUCACCAGCAUCUUCUGCCUCACGGUCAUGAGCAUCGACCGCUACCUGGCCGUGGUGCACCCCAUACGCUCCACCAGGUGGCGACGGCCGCGGGUGGCCAAAGUGGUGAGUGCCGCGGUGUGGGCCAUCUCGUUCGUGGUCAUUCUUCCCGUUGUCAUCUUCUCCGACGUGCAGGACACGUUCUUCUCCUGCAACCUGAGCUGGCCGGAGCCGCGGGACGUCUGGUCCAUGGCCUUCAUCCUCUACACCGCCAUCCUCGGCUUCUUCGCCCCCCUGCUGGUGAUCUGCAUGUGCUAUCUGCUCAUCAUCGUCAAGGUGAAGUCAGCAGGUGCUCGUGCCGGAUUCACUAAGCGGCGGCGGUCGGAGAGGAAGGUGACGCGUAUGGUGGUGGUGAUCGUGGUGGUGUUCGUUCUCUGCUGGCUGCCGUUCUACAUCAUCAACAUCGUCAACGUCAUCGUCAUCCUGCCGGAGAACAGCCUGAUGGUGGGCAUCUACUUCACCGUCGUCAUCCUGUCCUACGCCAACAGCUGCGCCAACCCCGUCCUCUACGGCUUCCUGUGCGACAACUUCAAGCAGAGCUUCAGGAAGGUCCUGUGUUUCCGCAAGACCAACGGCGUGGAGGACGGAGACCCCAGCGUCCCGCGGACCGAGAAAAUCACCACCCACGACUCCUUCCUGCCCCCGAGAAACCACGAGUUUAACGGACACGUGCAGAGCAGCCAGGUGUGGCCUCGAACCCCGACUCCGCCCUCGACGUCCCCGGCGACUCCGCCCUCGACGUCCCCGGCGACUCCGCCCGCUCGCAGAGCACAGCUCCGCCUCCACCAGGCGCCAUCCACCGCUGCGAUGGAGAGCUCCAGCUACGACCUCUGACCUCAUACAGCCACCGCCAUGCAAUGCUACAGCCGUGGGGGUGGGGGGGGUGGGGGGUUGGGGGCAGAGCCUCGUCCUGAUUGGAGGAGGGAGGAUACUGCGGACGAACGAUUGGACGUUUGGAUGAAACGAAUGGAAAGAAGAGAGAGAGAGGAAAAGAGAGAAAGAGAAAGACUUUCUCUGGAGGUGGAGGUGACUUCCUGUGAAGUGCAUUGAAGUGAACUGCAUCGUUUUAAAGGGGCUGUCAACUCAACGUUGCUAAUAUUAACCCUAAAUAAACAUUAUUAAUUAAUUAUUAAAUACUAAUGAUCUUAAAUAUCGUAAAAUAUCCUUAUAAGGACUGUGUGGCCAUAUAAGGCCAGGGACGUAGCCGUGGCGAUAGCAAACAAUAAAAUACAACAAAACAAAAGCAGUGUUUGAAUUUUUAAAAGCUCUUUAUUUAAUAUUUUACGUGUAAAAUUAAUUUUAUACGGAGGUAAAGUUACGUCAGCCUGGAGUUUAAGUGUGAAAUUUGUGAAAUGUAUCAGUCAUGCCAACAUUGUUAGCAUUAGCUAAAUCUCAGAUAAAAUGUAACGUUAUAAGAACAUUCCCGGAGCGUUAGCAUGUAGCGUUACAGAAAUCACGUUAUUAGAAUGUUUUUAACAUAACAUUCUCAGCCAGAUUCAUACAUACAUACUCACAACGUUAUGGAAAUGUUAAAAAACGAAAACUAAAAACACAAAAUCAAAAAACAUUGACACUAGUGAUGUUGCAAUGACGUUACUUUAACCCUAAAAACAUAAAAAAAAAAAUGGUUAAAUGUUCUAAAAACAUAAAAAAGGUACAGAUUGAACAUUCUAAGAACGUUAAUAACUGUAAGGUCCAGAAAACGUUCCACUGAACAAACAUAGUUUUGCAUUUAAAGCAGAUUAAACAAUGUGGAUUGGGUAUUAUUAUUAUUAUUUUACUCAUGGAGUUUAUCGAUAUUUAUACAGUAUAUACUGUACUUUCUAUACAGUAUAUACUAUAUAUAGACAGAGUGCCCAGCUCUACUUUAAGCAGGGAAUUGAGUGGUCCAGCAUUCUUAAGCACAUCUACUAUGACAUUCUACUAGGAGAUUGAUGGUUCGAAUCCCAGUCAUGCAGCUUUGCAUCAGCUGCCGGAGCCCUGAGAGAGCACAGAUGGUGCUCUUUCCCUUUAUCACUCCUAGGGUGAUGCUGAUCAGCACAAGACUGCAUCUGUGAGCUGUUGUGUCGGAACCGAGUCCUCCGAAAAGAGGAUUAGUGAUGUUGCAAUGACGUUACGUGAACCUUAAAAAAAUAAAAAAUGUUUAAAUGUUCUACAAACAACCAAAAAAAUUGUACAGAUUGAACAUUCUAAGAACGUUAACUGUCCCAAAGGUCCAGAAAACGUUCCACUAAACAAACAUAGUUUUGCAUUUAAAGCAGAUUAAACAAUGUGGAUUGGGUAUUAUUAUUAUUAUUUUACUCGUGGAGUUUAUCGAUAUUUAUACAGUAUAUACUGUACUUUCUAUAUAUAGACAGAGUGCCCAGCUCUACUUUAAGCAGGGAAUUGAGUGGUCCAGCAGUCUAAAGCACUUCUACUAUGAGAUUCUACUAGGAGAUCGACGGUUCGAAUCCCAGUCAUGCAGCUUUGCAUCAGCUGCCGGAGCCCUGAGAGAGCACAGAUGGUGCUCUUUCCCUUCAUCACUCCCAGGAUGAUGCUGAUCAGCACAAGACUGCAUCUGUGAGCUGUAUUGGAACCGAGUCCUCCGAAAAGAGGCGGAGUCUGACUUUACAUGUAUCGGCAUCACUAGUGAUUGAGGAUAUAUAGCUGAGUAGCUGCUGUAUAGGUGGGAUAAUUAGCAAGAUAAUUUAAAGGGGGAAAAAAUGAGAGAAAAUAAUCGUAGAAAUAAGUCUUUUAAAAAAAGCAGUGAAUUGAUCAGACUGUGCUCUUCUGUUAGUAAGUGUGAACAGGCUCUGCAGGAAUGCUGACUUUGACGUGUCUUUUCUACAGCUGUUAAAAUGUCAGCUGAAACUCUGAAAGCUCUGGUUCUUUUGUGGUUCUUUUAAAGCUUUGGUUGGUGGGCGCUGUGGAUCAGGCUGAAUUGGUUUGCAGGUUUGGGGUUUUGACAUUUUGACAUUUUCACAUUGUGAUAACCCGGUCCAAAAAUGUCAGAGUGAUAGUGACGGUCCGGGAGGUAAAAAAUUUAAAAGGAAGUUAUUAUUAGAAAGUUUGAGCAGACCUACUCACACUCUAAUACUGAGAGUUUUAGCUGAACACAAGUUCAGCUCUCUCAGGGCUCCGGCAGCUGAUGGCAAGCUGCAUGACCGGGAUUCGAACCAUCGAUCUCCUGGUAGAAUAGUGCUUCAGACUGCUGGACCAAUUCCCUGCUUAAAGUAAAACUGGGCACUCUGUCUAUAUAUAGAAAGUGCAGUAUAUACUGUAUAAAUAUCAAUAAACUCCAUGUCUGUAAUUGGGUGUAGAUUGCCAGUUGUGCUCUCCUUGGGCUCUGGCAGCUGAUGGCAAGCUGCAUGACCGGGAUUCGAACCAGCGAGCUCCCAAUUAUAGUGGCAGUGCUUCAGACCGCUGGACUACCCAUCGCCAAUGGUCGUUCCAUUUCUGAAGUUCUGAAGUAUUUUACGUUCCUUAUGUUUUCUAGGAAUACACCAUAGAAGGUUAAAAUUACCACCCCCAGUGGACAGCGCAGUGCACUGAAAAAAAUGAUGC